AUGUUGAGACAUUUUAGAGGAUCAUUUACAAUAUUCAAAAGGCAUGUUUCAGCUUUAUAUGUUACUGGUGAUAAAGCAUCGGAACAUUUUGCCGUUCUCACACCAUUCUUGAAUUAUGAGGAACGACUGCAAAAUUAUAUUGAAGUUGAGGAAAACGUGAAGAGAAGGAAAAUGAAAUUAAAUUUGGAUGAUUUUCGAAAUGAAUAUGAUCUUUACAAAAGCUUCAAGGAACGUAAAAAGGCAUUGGCUAAUCGUAGAGUUGAAAUUUCUAAAUUGAUGAGAGAAGCACCAAAUGAAGGCUUAAAGCUUCAAGGAAUUCAAGUUCGGGAGGAUCUUAGAUUGCUAAAGGAAAAUUCUUAUCAUCUGGAAGAUAGCUUUAUUCAUUGUUACUUAGAUUUACCAAACUACAUUCAUAAUGUGACUCCUGACAAUGAUAAGAAAGUUGUUUACAGUUUCAAAGAAGUACGUGACAAGAAGCAACCAAACUUGAGCGAAAGUUUACUUGAUGAAUUUAUCGAAUUUUAUGAUUCAACUUGCUAUUUUCUAAAAGGUGAAGCCGCAAAAUUUGAUUUAUUUUUGCCCAUGCAUGUACUGGAUCUUCAUCAAGACAAAGGGUUCAUGAAGUUUAGUAAUCCAGAUUUUUCAAGAAGUGUCAUUGCCGAAGGUGCUGGAAUUGACUCGAAAAAACUUUUUCUCCUGAAAGAAGUCGAUAUUGAAAAUAAAUUGAAUUUGCUUCAUUUCACUGGAAACGGUUCAUUUGUUAGUUUCCUACCAUUUAUCACAAAACUUUCUACAUUUCCUACACUUUUCCCGAUGAAAUUCAUUUGUACCGGUAAACAAUAUGAUGCAGAAAAUCAUUUUGAACAUAACGAUUUGUAUAAAGUUGUUCAGUCAACUUGUUGCCAAUCAUUUGUAUCGACGGUUGAUGGAUCAACCUUUAACGAUAUCAUGGACGAACAAAUUGAAAUUUUUAAAGAACUUUUUGAGAUGUUUGGUCAGCACUUCAGGAUUUAUUAUUAUCCAGCUCACGAACUAAACAAAGCAGAAUCCUGUAAAUUGGGAGUUGAGAUGUUUUCACCAAGUCAGAAUAAAUACAUUGAAGUUGGUAAUUUUUCGUACUACGGCGAUUACGUUAGCAAACGAUUACUGUUUAAUUAUAAAAUCGGAAAGGAUUUGCAUUUUCCUCACAUAUAUUCAGGAACUGUUGUGAACGUUAUGAAACUUAUUUUGUUGUUGAUAGAAAAUACUGAAAAUUUUAAAUGCCCCAAUGAAUUGACAUAA
Clunio marinus is the source of this 1281-nucleotide messenger RNA. NCBI's taxonomy places the organism in Eukaryota, Metazoa, Arthropoda, Insecta, Diptera, Chironomidae. The record is from the annotation of a GenBank genome assembly.